GCUGGGUGGGUGUGUGACGAGAUGACACUAGUGUAACGCGGAAGUUCGUUGAAAGUUGUCGUGCAGUUCGUGUACAGUAGACUUUCCACAACAUUCGGUGUUGAAGUUCCUUUUUCCCCGGGAAUUGUAAGUGCGGAAACAUUAGGACAACAAACUACAUGCACGCUCUUCACGGGGCAGCAAGAGCGCGCAGCCGCUUGGAGCAGCUCACAGAAUAACGAAAUCGUUGGGGAGAGUCCCUGUAAUCCUAGAUUCAGAUCAAUCAGGCAAGAAGAAAACAUCAUCCAGAUUGGCCAGUCGUGUGAGAAACUCGUCAUCAUGCGGUCAGACAAGUGAAAAUUAUGCUGAAGCACCAUGGUAACAAAAAGGCAGGCCCUCAGAGCUGUUGUACUUUGUCUGGUGCUUGUUGCUGCUGUCAAACUUCUGCUUUCGGAAUACAGAACUGAAAGGAAACAGAAGUUGGCCACCAUGGAUCCUGGCUCAUUUUGGCACCAGGGGCCAAAGGUGAAGGAGGCUGUUACUGUACACAAGUCAGAGGAUAUAAACUCUUUGUUUAACUUGGCCCAGAAACCAGAGGUUCCAGAGCCUCCAGUAAAAAAAGAAGCAGGCACAGCACCUCUGGAAACCAGCAAAGGCCCUGCAAGAAUAGUGCACCUGGAUCUGAAAGGUGCUGCACCCAAAGUCAAAUACAUGAAGCAGAUCUUCCCGCUCUUCUCCUCUCUGGGUGCUGAUGGUGUUCUGCUAGAGUACGAGGACAUGUUUCCCUAUCAUGGAAACCUAACGAUUCUCAGGUCACCGUAUGCCUACAGUAUGGAAGAUAUAGAGGAGAUAAAGAGCCUAGCCAAACUCAACAAGCUGGAACUGAUUCCUUUAGUGCAAGUGUUUGGACACCUCGAGUUUGUGUUGAAGCAUGAGAGGUAUUUCCACCUGCGGGAGGUGAGGGCUUUCCCUAACAGUCUGAACCCCCACCAUCCUGGCUCUGUGGCUCUGGUCAAGGACAUGGUCUCCCAGGUCAUGGACUGUCACCCUGACGCACGCUGGUUCCACAUGGGGGCUGAUGAGGUGAUGGGUCUGGGAGAGAGCCAGGACUCUAAAAACUGGUUACAUAGCAAUAAGGGGGAUGUUGGAAAAAUGUUCCUGAACCAUGCAGUGUCAUUGGCCCGUUUCAUCACAGAGAGAAGGUCAGGGGUCAGAGUGAUUCUGUGGGAUGACAUGUUGAGGAAGAUCAGCCCUGCCACUAUUAAAGAGUCAGGCCUGCAAGAUCUUGCUUCCCCAACAAUAUGGAACUAUUUGAAGAAAAUGGAUACAGAUGGUAUAGGAACAUUGAUAUCUAGAUACCAUGAGGCCGGUUUCAAGGGUAUAUGGUUCGCCAGUGCAUUUAAAGGGGGCACAGGUAUUGACCAGCGAUGGACCCCUCUUGACUAUCAGCUACAGAACCAUCUGUCCUGGAUAAAGGUCAUGAACUCUAUGACCAAAUACCCCUCCAUAACCCUCCAUGGCAUCCUGCUAACAGGAUGGCAGAGGUUUGAGCACCAUACCGUGUUGUGUGAACUCCUCCCAGUUGGCAUUCCCUCCCUGGCUAUGUGUCUACAGAGCUUAAAGCAUGGUGCAUUUGAUGAAAAUGCAAAGAUGGAGGCUCACCACAUACUGGGCUGCAACAUCAAGGUGGAGAAAGAUAUCUGUGAGGGGAGUGGAGCCUUCUCAGGCUCUCAGAUCUACCACAUGGUGUUUUACAUUCACACAAACCUGCAGAAGGAGGUGGAUGCCCUCAUGAAACACUACCACAUCAAAGGGGGUUUCAGUCGCUACCACAGAAAAUAUAGUUUUGCAAAUCCAAGAAUUAUAGGAUUCUUCCAAGGUCAGCUGAAGAAACUGUUGGAUAAGUGGGAGACGUACAUAGAGAACUUCCGUAUGGAGAUGGAGGAGAUCUACUUCCCAGACACAGUGGAGGAGUGGAUGGAGGAGAAUGUCAACGCCAACAUGGAUCUACUGAGAGAGAAUGCCCGGGAUGCCGAGCGAAUCCUAAAACUGAACGGACAGCCCAAGUCACUGAAGACCUUAUAGUGACUGGUAUUGUACAGUCUCCAGACCUGAUGCCGUUGGGUUGUAAACUUUGCACAUAGUACCUGUUGAUGGUAUGUCUAAAGGAGUUUUUCAAGACCGUGCGACUUGACCAGGAAAUACUCUGGACCAUAGUUAUGCCGGUGCUAGUUGUAGCCUGUAACUAGGGUCCACAAUUUGGCUCUCUGGCUUUACAAGCCAUUAACUGUUUGAUUGUGCUGAAUAGUAACGUGUCACAUGGCUCAUAUUUACAUUGCAAAUCAUGCUCUUUGUAUACAGUAUAAGUAGCAGAAUCUGCACUGAAUCUGUUUCUUUGUAUGUUUGUUUGUU
Molecule: messenger RNA, 2391 nt
Organism: Oncorhynchus nerka (sockeye salmon)
Lineage: Eukaryota; Metazoa; Chordata; Actinopteri; Salmoniformes; Salmonidae
Product: beta-N-acetylhexosaminidase
Exons: 16
Coding region: 355-2064 (569 amino acids)
Biological process (GO): carbohydrate metabolic process
Molecular function (GO): hexosaminidase activity
Source: RefSeq, a predicted model, not a curated record